Molecule: messenger RNA, 1311 nt
Organism: Capronia coronata CBS 617.96
Lineage: Eukaryota; Fungi; Ascomycota; Eurotiomycetes; Chaetothyriales; Herpotrichiellaceae
Exons: 2
Coding region: 1-1311 (436 amino acids)
Molecular function (GO): dioxygenase activity
Source: RefSeq, a predicted model, not a curated record
AUGGCCGGGAUUUCCGAGAGCGAAUUCACGCCACACAUUUAUCCGCCUUUCCCAGUGGCAGGAAUCUCCGUCGCCUCUCUCCCAUCGUUCAAACUGUCUGAUCUCGCGCAGUCGCUUUCCCUUGACUCAGGCUCGGACAGGAGAAAACAGCUCCUCCGAGCCUGUCACACAGACGGAUGUUUUUACUUGGAUGUUGGAGGAGAUCAACAGUCCCGCAAAGGCAGCCUGAUGAAGGACGCGGAGUCGUUGGUAAAGCUCCUACAGCCCAUCUUCAAGCUAUCCCAGGACGAGAAGGACAAGUACUCGCCGUCAGAUCCGUUGGCGCUGUUCGGUUACAAAAAGACCGGUGUCACUGUUGUUGAUGCCGACAAUACUCCUGACUGUGCCGAGUUCUUCAAUCUUUCCAAGGAUGAUCUUUCCCGCGCACGCAAAGCAAGAUCCCAAUGGGAAGACCAAGACUCCUUCCGUGCAUCGCAGCCAGAACCAGCACCAGCAGCAUCGACGAGGCUCGAACCUCCUGUCUUGGCCUGGCCACGAAUCGUCCAUGAUCACCAAGACCGAGUCGCCCGCUUCAUGUGCGAGUGUCACGAAAUCUGCUUGCGCGUGUUGGACACGAUUUGUACCGAAUAUGGCUUUCCUCCAGCGACUUUGCGCAAUCUGCACAACUUCACCGGCACGUCGGGGGACCAUCUCCGGCUGAUUCGUGGUCCGGCUGGUGUGGGACAACGACAAGAACAACAACGACAACAAGAAGAAGAAGAAGAAGGAGAAGAAGAAGAAGGAGAAGAUGAUGAUGAUGAUGAUGAUGAAGAACACUGUCCCCAACAAAUUCAUACGCCCUCACAUUGCGACUUCGGCACCGUCACCCUUCUGUUCAACUGGCUUGGGGGCCUGCAGAUCGAGCAAGACGGCGAGUUCAAAUGGGUCAAGCCAGUACAUGGGCAUGCUAUCGUUCUUGUAGGCAGUGCGCUGGGCCGGUUCACUGAGAAUCAAAACUCGGGGAUUUCUUGCCAUCCAGUCAAGCAUAGAGUCGUCUCGGCCCCCGGUGCUCACGGUCGAUUUCCCCGAUAUGCGAUGGCAUACCUUCUCAGGCCUGAAGAUGAUGUCUUGAUAAAGCCGCUAGAUCUGGCUCCACCGCUGUUUGGCGCGAUGAGAAGUUCCCAAGGGGAUCUCUUGAGCCUUGACCGAGAUGGGCAGGUGGAGGUGGCACCCAACACGGCGAAAGAGUGGAUCAGGAGCAAGGCUAGGGAGCUGGGCAUUGGUGAAACACAGUCAGAUGAGUUAGAAACUUCGAUCAUGGGAAGGAUAUGA